AUGAAUGGUGUUACUGACCCUGAACAGGAUUUCUCUGAGUUUGUGGAAGUUGAUCCUACUGGAAGAUAUGGAAGAUACAAUGAAGUUCUUGGCAAAGGAGCUUCAAAAACAGUCUAUAGGGCCUUUGAUGAGUAUGAAGGGAUUGAAGUAGCAUGGAACCAAGUGAAGCUUUAUGACUUCUUGCGGAACCCUGAAGAUCUUGAGAGGCUCUACCGUGAAAUUCAUCUGCUCAAGACCUUGAAGCACAACAAUAUCAUGAAGUUUUACUCUUCUUGGGUUGAUGCUGCUAACAGACACAUUAACUUUGUUACUGAGAUGUUUACUUCUGGUACUCUCAGACAGUAUAGGCUAAAACACAAGAGAGUUAACAUCAGAGCAGUGAAGCACUGGUGUAGGCAGAUUUUGAAAGGGCUUCUCUAUCUCCAUAGCCAUGAUCCCCCUGUGAUCCACAGAGAUCUCAAGUGUGACAAUAUUUUCAUCAAUGGGAACCAAGGUGAAGUCAAGAUUGGUGAUCUUGGCCUCGCUGCUGUCCUCCGUAAAUCGCAUGCUGAUCGUUGUGUUGGAACGCCAGAGUUCAUGGCUCCAGAGGUUUAUGAAGAGGAAUACAAUGAAUUAGUUGACAUUUAUUCCUUUGGGAUGUGCAUCUUGGAGAUGGUUACCUUUGAAUAUCCAUACAGUGAAUGCACUCACCCUGCUCAAAUCUAUAAGAAAGUUAUCUCUGGGAAAAAACCAGAAGCUCUAUACAAAGUAAAGGAUCCUGAGGUGCGGCGUUUUGUUGAAAAAUGCUUAGUGGCCGUGUCUCGUAGGCUUUCUGCUAGUGAGCUUUUGAAAGACCCUUUCCUCCGGGUUGAUGAUUAUGGAUAUGAUUUAAGGCCAGUAGAGUAUCCAAGGGAUAUGUAUGAAAUAGGGCCCCUCUUAAGACAACCUUACUCUGAACUUCAUCACAGUAACAGCUCUUUGAGUAAUGGGUAUGGCCAUUGUCUUGGUUAUGAAACUGAAAAUGAGUUGGAUUACCAUCCGGUUGAUUACAGAUUGAGUGAAAUUGAUCUAUUUGCUUGUCAAGAGGAUGAGCAUUUGGGUGAUCUUGACCUCACAAUCAAAGGAAGGAGGAGAGAAGAUGAUGGCAUCUUUUUAAGGCUCAGAAUUGCAGAUAAAGAAGGCCUCAUCCGAAACAUCUACUUCCCAUUUGAUACUGAGACUGACACGGCAUUGAGUGUUGCUAGAGAGAUGGUUGCUGAGCUUGAUAUCACAGACCAAGAUGUGACAAAAAUAGCAGAGAUGAUUGAUGGUGAAAUUGCUACCUUGGUACCAGGGUGGAAGAGUGGCCAAGGCAUAGAACAAAGUCCCCAUUGCAAUAAUGCAAGUUUUUGUCAAAAUUGUGCCUCAUAUGGUUCCAUUCUGGAUUAUGCAUCAUCAGAUAGUCCAGGUGUCAAGAACCUCCAAGUUCUUCAGUGUUCUAAACAUGGAUCUGCUGCUGUCCAUGGCCGUUUCGAAGAGAUUACCUACCAAGUUGAAGGGUCAGAACAAUGUCUUACAGAUGGUGCACCCAGAACAUCAAGCCAUUCUAAUGGUGUGCCCUAUGCUGAUAUCUGGGCUCAAAGAGAUGGACCAGAAUCCAGCUCACAAGGUUCAAGAGAAUCAAGAGAGAUCCAUUGUGAUGAAAAUCAUGAAACAAUGGAUGUAACAAACUUUGGAAAGGAAGAGAGAAUUAUAACUAUGGACAAUGGGAGCGACUCCAAAGCAAGAAAUUCUUUCUCAGAGAAACUUUCAACCACUUCUGAUCAAUUAGAUGAUUAUGAGAAUGAGCUUCGUCAAGAACUAAGAUGGCUCAAAGCAACGUAUCAAAUACAGUUGAGGGAGAUUAGGGACCAACAGCUUGGAGUAAAACCAAAAACUUCAAGCCCAAGUCCAAAUUCUGAUCACUCGGAGCACAGGGAAAAGAAUGGAGCUUUAAUGUCCUUCGUUUCACCCCGGCGGACAAAAGAAAACAAAAAACCUUCCCUGAAAUCCUUUUCCUCAGGAAAGCAUUUCACAUAUUUUCCAGUGGAUGCUGAAAAGAAAUAUUUGGCAAACCAAAGUCUCCAAAAUUGUGAGGUAAUUGAUGGGGCUUACAGUCCUGAGCAAAUGAUCACUGCAAAGAGUUUCUACGUAGGAGCGAUGCUUCCACACUCUCUUCACAGGGCAACUUCUCUACCAGUUGAUGCUAUAGAUGUUUAA
Molecule: messenger RNA, 2217 nt
Organism: Prunus armeniaca (apricot)
Lineage: Eukaryota; Viridiplantae; Streptophyta; Magnoliopsida; Rosales; Rosaceae
Source: the annotation of a GenBank genome assembly